This is a messenger RNA of Momordica charantia (bitter melon), 2672 nucleotides long. The record is from RefSeq and is a predicted model, not a curated record. Lineage: Eukaryota; Viridiplantae; Streptophyta; Magnoliopsida; Cucurbitales; Cucurbitaceae.
AUAUUGAGCAAAUAAUAGUUUAUGCAAGCGGGUUGAGUGGCCCUCUUCCUUCUGAAAUCGGACUGUUGACCAAAUUAAUUGACCUAUCAAUUAGUGACUUGAACGGAGCCUCAUCAUCCUUUCCACCCCUUAGUAAUUUGACCAAAAUCAGACAACUAGUGUUAAGAAGUUGCAAUAUCACCGGAGUGCUGCCCGAAUAUUUAGAUAGGAUGACAUCCUUGAAACUCUUAGACCUCAGCUUUAACAGAAUAAGUGGGCAGAUUCCUUCCGGGUUUCAUUCUCUUAAAAGAGCAGAUAACAUAUUUUUAACCGGAAACUUGCUAAAUGGUUCGGUGCCUGAAUGGAUGCUAAAUGGAGGAAAAAGCAUUGAUCUCUCUUACAAUAAAUUUACAUCCCCAUCUAGAGGCUGUCAAUCUCGAACUGCAAACCUGUUUGCAAGCUCUGCAGUGGACAGUAAUUCUAACCUUGUUUCUUGUUUGGCGGACCUCCGUUGUCCCAAGAAUCUAUACAGUCUUCAUAUAAAUUGUGGUGGGAAAGAAGAAAUCAUUAAUCCUACGAAGUUUGAAGGAGAUGAAGAUCCAGGCAAGCCAUCGGUGUUUGUCUCAAGUAAAACAAAUUGGGCACUCAGCAACACUGGUAUAUUUUUAAAUGAUAAUCGCAUUCCAAAAGACUAUCUUGAACUGAGUUCAUCGAAGCUUCCUAUGGUAGAUUCCAAACUGUACGAGACUGCUCGAAUUUCUCCAUUGUCUCUUACAUAUUAUGUGUAUUGUAUGGGGAAUGGAAAUUACUCAGUAAGCCUCCAUUUUGCUGAAAUUGCAUUUAGAAAUGACAACAAAUUUAGCAGCCUUGGAAGACGCAUUUUUGAUGUUUAUGUGCAGGGGAGGCUGGUGCUGAAGGAUUUUAAUAUUGUAGAUGCUGCAGGUGGUGUCGGUAUACCUAUCACAAAAAGGAUUCCCAUUGGUGUUACAAAUCAUACCAUAGAGAUUCAAUUUUAUUGGGCUGGAAAGGGGACAGAUGGUAUCCCUGUGGGUGGAAUCUAUGGUCCUCUGAUAUCAGCCAUUUCGAUAGAAUCUGAAUUUAAGCCUCAAAAAGAUCAAAGUGCCUUGCCAAUAGGUGCAGUACUUCGAAUUGUGGCUCCAGUCAUCCUUGUUAUAGUUUUGGUUCUUGGAAUUCUGUGGUGGAGAGGUUGCCUUGGACAGAAAAGUACGCGUCGUCGAGAUCUCAAAGGUUUAAAUCUGAAAACUGGUUCGUUCACAUUAAGGCAAAUCAAAGCUGCCACAAAUAACUUUGAUGCUUCCAAUAAGAUUGGUGAAGGUGGUUUUGGUCCUGUUUAUAAGGGUUUUCUCUUGGAUGGCACCAUAAUUGCAGUGAAGCAACUUUCUUCUAAGUCAAAGCAAGGAAUUCAUGAGUUUGUUAACGAGAUAGGCAUGAUAUCUGCUUUGCAUCACCCGCAUCUAGUUAAACUUUAUGGAUGUUGCACCGAAGAAAAUCAACUUUUAUUAGUAUAUGAAUACCUGGAAAACAAUAGCCUUGCUCGGGCUAUGUUCGGACCUGAAGAAACUCAACUGAAAUUAGAUUGGCCAACAAGGCAGAAAAUCUGUAUUGGUAUUGCCAAAGGUUUGGCAUAUCUUCAUGAGGAAUCAAGACUGAAGAUUGUUCACAGAGAUAUCAAAGCGACAAAUGUAUUGUUGGAUAAAAAUCUCAACCCCAAGAUAUCCGACUUUGGUCUGGCCAAGCUUGAAGAAGAAGGAAUUACCCACAUAAGCACUCGGAUUGCUGGAACUUUUGGAUAUAUUGCGCCGGAGUAUGCAAUGCAAGGCCGCUUAAGUGAUAAAGCAGAUGUCUAUAGUUUUGGCAUUGUGGCGUUGGAAAUAGUGAGCGGAAGGAGCAACACUAGUCACCAAUUAAAGGAUGGUUGCUUUUAUCUGCUUGAUUGGACGCUCGAGUUAAAAGAGAAAGGCAGUUUAAUAGAGCUGGUAGAUCCAAGGUUAGACUCCAACUUUAACCAGAGAGAGGCGAUGGCCAUGAUCAAUAUUGCUCUCCACUGCACCAAUGUGUCUCCUUCAGAAAGGCCUGCCAUGUCUUCAGUGGUGAGCAUGCUGGAGGGAGAAGUUGCUGUGAGGGAGGAGUUGGUUUCACAUCCAAAUGACACAAGAACACAGAUGAGUGCAAUGUGGAACCUUUUGUUGCAGAAGAGCCAGAAACAAACUGACGGUGUGAACCAGACAGAGGUUGUCUCUAUGGAUAUGCCAUCUAACAAUUCUUCAAUAAACUAGACUCUCCAACUGCACCUACAAAGAUUUGAGUCGUAUGUGAUACGUCUAAACUUUGAUUUGGAUAUAUUUAUCAAUUACCCAAAAGGAAAGAGGUUGUCCAUCUGGUUGUCUAAACUUGACAACUUAUCUGGUUAACUUUCAUUUCUAGGUACGGUUAGAAGAUAGUGUACGGAGUCGGGCACAAAGCGAGCAUCAACGACCCAAAGAAGCCUUGUUCUCUGGUUGAAGUGGUACUCGACUGUCUUUCAUUUUAACAUUUAGUCCAUCUUUUUACCUCUAUAUAUGUCUGCCAAAAAAAAAGGGUAAAUAAAUCAUUUCUAUUGAAUUGGCUAUUUUAUUGUAAUGUUUAGUAACUUUGGAUGAUAAGUUAUUUAGAUCACGUGUUUUAAUUUCAAA